CGCCAUGCAAGCGCUGAGCGCCCGACACGCGAUGCUCGGCGGGUCCCCCGGGAUCCGCACGUCGCCCACCGCCCGGUCCGCCCGCCGCGCGCGCCCCGUCGCCGUCGCCGCGCGCUCCGAUGCGGGAUCCAAUGUUCCCGGAGCGCUCUCCGUCGCCGACCUCGCGGCGCCGGUGCUCAAGUCCCACGGCAAGACAGUCGCCAACGAGAUCGCGCUCGUCUCCGCCAAGAGCGCCGCCGUCGUCGCGAAGGACCCCGCGAAGGCUCCCGCGCCCACCGUCGCGGGCCUCCCGGUGACCCACGUCGCGGGCGGCGCGCUGGCCGCCGCUGGCGCCGCGCUCGCGCUCAAGAACAUCUUCGAUCGCCCGAGCCGCGCGUACGUGUCGGGGCCCGAGGACGGCGGCCUCGGCACCGUCGGCGAGGAGUACGACGCGUGGACCGAGGAGGGCAUCCUUGAGUACUACUGGGGCGAACACAUCCACCUGGGAUGGUACAGCGACGAAGACAUGGCGAAAGGCGCCGGGACCCUGCUCGGCAGCAACGUCAAGAACUUCAUCGAGGCCAAGUUCGACUUCGUCGAUAAGAUGCUGGAAUGGAGCGAGUGCCCGCCGGAGCCCGCGCGGGUGCUGGACGUGGGCUGCGGCAUCGGCGGCACCUCGCGCCACCUCGCCAAGCGUCUCGGACCCAACUCCCAGGUCCAGGGCAUCACCCUAUCCCCGAACCAGGUCAAGCGCGCCACCGAGCUCGCCGCGGAGCAGGGCGUCCCCAACGCGAAAUUUCAGGUUAUGAACGCGCUCGCCAUGGACUUUCCCGACGAUACCUUCGACCUGGUGUGGGCGUGCGAGUCCGGCGAGCACAUGCCGGACAAGAAGAAGUACGUCGAGGAGAUGAUCCGAGUUUUGAAGCCCGGGGGUACCAUCGUCAUCGCCACCUGGUGCCAGCGCGAGACCCCGCCCGAGUUUACCGAUGUGGAGAAGGCGAACCUCAAGUUUCUGUACGAGGAGUGGGCGCACCCGUACUUUGUCUCCAUCGAGGAGUACGUUCGGCUGAUGGAGGGCACCGACAAGAUGGCGACGGUGGGCAGCGCCAACUGGGUGAAGAACACGAUCAGGAGCUGGAGGCACUCCAUCUGGGUCGGCGUCUGGGACCCGUGGCCCGUGGUGUUCAAGGGACCGAGGAUCUGGUACAAGACGAUUCGCGAGAUUGUGACGCUCGAGAGGAUGCACCGCGCGUUCGACUGCGAUCUCAUGACGUACGGCAUGAUGAAGGGGAAGAAGAAGCCCGCGGCGACGGUCAACGCGGCGUCGGAUACCGUCGCCGUCGGGAGCGAGAAAUGAGAGGGGGGGGAUCGAAUGCGACGUGUUGUCUUUGUCUGCCAAUGAAAAACCAUUCCGUGUGAUG
Messenger RNA from Micromonas commoda, 1400 nucleotides. RefSeq lists its product with no specific name. The transcript has a single exon. The record is from RefSeq and is a predicted model, not a curated record. Lineage: Eukaryota; Viridiplantae; Chlorophyta; Mamiellophyceae; Mamiellales; Mamiellaceae. The coding region runs from base 32 to 1336 and encodes 434 amino acids. Gene Ontology annotation, molecular function: methyltransferase activity. Gene Ontology annotation, biological process: methylation.